This is a messenger RNA of Sphaeroforma arctica JP610, 2496 nucleotides long. RefSeq lists its product as hypothetical. Bases 144 to 911 code for a protein of 255 amino acids. Lineage: Eukaryota; Ichthyosporea; Ichthyophonida. The record is from RefSeq and is a predicted model, not a curated record. The transcript has a single exon.
UGGAAAGUGAACACUGACUGCUUCUGGUACCCGUUGUGUCGCGGAUAUAAAUGGUGAACGUUGUGCUCUACAAUUAGCAUAAUCGGACAGGUACUUCAGUUGUUACAGCAGUAGAAGACAGUUUUUAGAAUAUUGAACUAAUUAUGAAGGUUUUUUCUCAGUUUAUACUAGCAACAUGCGCCCUCUCACUUGUUGUGGUUGCAAACCCGGCCCGUCGACAAGAAAUGUCGGAGAUGCCGAGUGAGGAUACUACGUCUCAAGAAUCUGGUGGCGUAGGGGAGAGUCUUAUUAUUUCUGAGAUGGAAAUUCCUCAAGAAACUGGUGACGUGGAGGAGAGUCUUAUGGUUUCUGAGAUAGCUUUGGAAGAUGAGGUCUCUUGUUUGCCCGAUGAUACAUGCCCAAUCGGUUACAGUAAAGUAGCCAAUGUUAUGGAUGGGGCAGAAGUGAACGAUAUGUUGCCUGUCGAGAGUGAUCCUGCUGAGAGCGACGCUGCAGAGAGCGCCGUUGCUGCCGUUGAAGUAUCACUCCCUGAGGAUCCAAGUGAUGAUGCUAUUGCCUGCCAGUCAGGACCCGUGUGCGAAGAAUCAGGUAUAACCGCGAAUGGCGGCUUUGUAUGCUGUACUGAAGGAUAUAGCAUUGGGGGCUUAACGAUUGGUAUGGAUUUCACCACAUGCGAGUGUAUUCCUGGUGAUGCUGAGGUACGCAGAAGGCGUCAAGAGGAAUCUAUGGCCAUGGAAUCUGACGAACCCACGGCUAUGGAGUCUGAGAAGAUGAUCGAAUCUUCCAUCCCACUUGCCGAGGAAACUAUUGGCAUGUGUAUGUGCAAGAAAGAUACGGAUGAUAUCGAGAGUGUCGAGGCGAUGCCUACUGAAGAAAUGAGUAUGAGUGACUCAGCCACCCAGAGCAUGUAAUUUUAUAGUGAUACACGCUAAAGAGAAAGACCUACAUCAUGUUCGAAGCAGCAGAACAUGUAGACGAUCACAGAACGGCUUCCUGGGCGUUCAUACCUCGUGAAAAUAUAAAAUUUGAUCAGGGCGUAGCUCCUUACGAGCUAUUCAUGACAAAUUAAAUACAAAUCUCAAAAAAAAAAUCGGUUUUAAAAAAUGCACGUCUUGUGGCAGCGCUUUCAAAUCCACAACCUAUUGACAACGAAUUCUCGCAGUAUAUAUUUCAUAAAUAAGAGCACAUUCCACUGGGCGGCAGGUACGCUUCACCCUACUCGACUACAGUAAACUCGAUUCAAUAGUUGUUGUGGAGUAUUAAAAGCAACACGAUUUCAUACAGUACAGAGUCACUAGCACCCCAAUAGGAUUCAUCAUGAUUUCUCCGCCUAUAAGCCUACCUGUCAAUAAGAGUCCACAGCAUCACGCAAAACAAUAUGAUUCCGUAGAUUCGCGCAAGCAAAUAAUUGGUCUGCGAGGACAUUACCAAGUCCAACCUGAUCAGCCACACUUCUAAAGUGUUCAUGUAAAAGUUUUACUCGACAACUAGCUAGUGGAGACCGCAUUUACGACAAUUGUUGAGGGCACUAAUUAUCAACCGCCAUACAUAUUUUUAAUAAUAAGGUUUUAAAAAUUGCAUUGCCACCCGGAACGUGGUAGGACUGCGGCAAGACUGACUCGUGCAUGCGUUAGUCUUAAGCAUUCUCAAAAAGCUAUAUUACCAAAGCUCUACACAAAAAACAAAACUACAGCAACGAAAAACCAGAAAUCAAGACGACUAUGAUCAAAUAUGCAACAAGCACAACGUAUCCCACUAAGUGUGAGCUGUGGUGGUUGUACAAGUAUUUAUUUUAUUUUCGAAGGUUUAACCAACCCUGACAAUCUCUUCUUCCAAAUGCUGGAACUCUUCAAAUGUGUCACUGUCGUCUUCCGGGACAGGUCUCGGUGCGGUCUUGCACAUCCGUUGCAUUUCUAGGGUGUCUCUUGGUAGUUUGCCGGCGAUGAAUACACACAACAUCGCACAGACACCUCCCACAGCGUACGCGAUCCCUAUCGCGCGUUGUAAAUAAUACACAUAUUAUUAGACUUGUUACUAAAUCAUAUUAUUACAAUUGUUCCUAAACACUUCCAAUUGAUCCCUGACGUGCUUUUAUUCUUUCCAUGCCAUCGGCUGCAAUUAAAUGCAGUAUAACUAACUAGAACCAAAUGCAAUUUAGUUUAUCUAAUUGUUCCCAAAUGCAAUUGUAAAGUAGUCCAAUACUAUGCUUAAUUGAGUGUAAUUUACAGAUAGCUAAUACAAAUAGGAGGCUAAGCUAGCUGGAUUUACCAGUCCAAAAUGGUACAUUCCAAGGAACGUAUUUCUUGAGAUAUCAGACAAUGGUGGCAAGCCUUACCGAAUCCGUGAGCAAUACCAUUUCCGUUAAGUCAAGUUUUGCAACGACGCGCAAUAUGACCCAGCACCCAACACACGUCGCCAAACUGAUAGAGCCCUGAAUACACACAUCAAUACAUACCUGGGUAACUAAAUGUGUUCGUACACGUCAGCAGGACGCCA